Messenger RNA from Paramecium pentaurelia, 6539 nucleotides. The record is from the annotation of a GenBank genome assembly. NCBI's taxonomy places the organism in Eukaryota, Ciliophora, Oligohymenophorea, Peniculida, Parameciidae.
AUGAACUUAUUACAUCAGCCAAGGAAUAAUAAAAAACGUCUAACAAUUUCAAAAGAAUUGGCUUAGAGAAAGUAGAGCAUUAUUUAACAUAUUUAAUGUAUUUUAAUUGAUUUUUAUAUUAUUAGCUGGGGCUCAAUUAGUUAAAUAAGACUCGUCUUCCAAACUGAAUAAAUAAGAGAAAUAAAAUAGAAAAGCAUCUAUAGAUUCAUCACUUCAUUCACAUUCUUCAUUCUAUGUUCUAAAAAAGUUAAAUAUACAAAUAAAAUAGAAAUUAAAUUGAAAAAGAAUUAGAGGAGUAUGAUGAAUAUUAAUUGAAUUCCUCUGAGUAUUCAGAAUAAUCCAUUCCAACAAUUCAAUAUGUUAGAUAAGAAUCUAAAAAAGAGUCUAAUUAGUUAAUGGAAAUAUAUAAUGAUAAGAACCAUUAAUUUAAAGUUGACUUUGAUGAUGACAUUCAAGAAAAUUAACAGCGUGAAAAACUUUCCAAAUAUCUAGAAUUAUUUGCAUUAGAAUAAGAUGAUCAUCCAGAAAAUGAAGUAGCAUAUUCAAAAAUAGUAAAAAGAUAUGAAAAAUACUAUUAACGCAAUCCAUUUUAGGAUCCAUUUUAUAUAUAAUUAGUAAUAUUAAAAGGAACAAAGAGAUUAUUUUAUGAAUUAAAAGUAAAUUUAUAUUUAAUAAUUUAAGAAAUAUUAAGAUAACAUAAAAUUUUUAAAAUUUAGAAAAAUUGUUGUUUUUUUAUCACUGAUAUUUCCAAUUUUAGCAAGUGAUAUGAUGAAUACUAGAAUAUAUAAAAUAUUGAUGACUAUAUUGAUUUUAUUCAAUGUCUUCCUUUUUAUUGUAGUAAAAACAGAACAUAGAGAAGAUACAUUUGAAAUAGAACAAGUUGUUACAAUAUUAUUUAUAAUUGAAAUAACAAUAAGAAUUUUAGUUUCUGGAUUCUUUUUUACAAAAAAUGCAUUUUUUCUUAGAAUGUAAGAUAUUUAUGAUUUUACAUUAAUAUUUGCUACUACAAUAAAUCUUUAUUAUCCAGAAAUAUUCAUUAUUGAUAUUUCACCAUUAAGAAUGAUUACAUUAUUAUUUUAUUUAGGAGAUAUAUUCAAUGAUUUAUAAGUUAUGCUAAAAGCAUUAAAAUAAUCUAUAAAAUUUCUAAUUGAAGCAUUGAUGAUAGUAGGACUAUUUUCUCUAUUUUUUGCAAUAUGUGGUGUAUUCCUAUUUUAAGGUUUAUUUAAUUAUAGAUGUGAAUAUGAUAAUGGAGAUGAAACAGAUGGAUGGAUUUAAUGUCAUUAAAAUUCUUGUUAUGAAGAAGGUAUGACAUGUAAAUUUACAUCUGAAACUCCAAAAAUGCCAACCUCAUUUAAUAAUGUUAUAUAUUCAUAUGGUUAGAUUUUAAGAACAAUAACAAUGGAUGAUUGGAGUUGGGUAAUGUUUUUUACAAUGAGAAUAUUUCAUCCAUGGAUAUGGAUUUAUUAUUUAUUAAUCAUAUUUGUAGGUGGAUUUUUUGGAUUCAAUCUAGUUAUUGCAGUUCUUAAAACACAUUAUGCAGAGGCUGCAGAGGAAAGUGCUAAGAAAUAAGAAGAGGAAGAGAUUAAUAAAUUGAUAAAAGACAAUUAAGAACAUCCAGAAAGAGAACUAAUUAAUGUAUUUGAUGUAGCAUUUUUAAGAUACAUUGGAUUUUUUUCAACUAUCCAAAAGUAUCGAGAAUGCUAUGAAAGUAAGAUUAUAAUGACUUCACAUUUGGAAUCAGAAUCAUAAAUGAAUAAAACCAUAUCAGAAGCUAGAACAUUAUCAGCUGCUUAGAAAAAACUAAGUGGCCAACAUGUAUAUAUAUAUUAUUAUAUAUAAAUUAGAGUUUUGAGAAUUAAAGUUUAUUUAAAAAGAUAUAAUAAUUUACAACAAAGAACUUUUUACUUAGAAAAUUUAGAUUGUUAAAAUAUUAAUAAUUAAAAAUUAAUAUAAAGAAUUAUUCAGAAGAUCCUAUAGAAUUAGAGAUUCUAUAAAAAUUAUAAAAUACAUCAUAUUCAUGUUUGUAGUCAUAAGUUAAUUAUUAAAUGGAAUAACAUUUUACAAGUUAAAAUGAUGUUUUAUUAAAAUUUAUGUAAUUAAACAAAAUAUUAUUAGUUAAAUAGAUUUGGCUUUACAAGAAGAAAAAAAAUUUAAUCCUGAGAAAUUAAGGAAAAUAAAAUUUAAAUAAUAAUAUCCUAAUUGGUCUAAUUAGGUUAAAUUAAUAAAGAAAUAAGCUUAAUAAUAAAAAUAAUUACAAAGAAGCUAUUUUCCUUUAAAAAAAUAGAAAAAUAAAUGGAAUAUAAAUUUUAAAAAAGAUGAAGAUAAAGAAUAAGAUGAAACAAGUAAAAAUACAUAUGAAAUGUAUGAAAAAUCUCCAUAAAAUUAUGAUAAUUUAAAUUUAUAAAAAAAGAUUUCAUAAAAGAAAAAAUAGAAAAAAUUUGCUAAGAUUAUAGAUGGUUAAGUUUUAAUAUUUGUUUAAGGAUAUUAUUUAACUUAUGAUGAAAUAAAAGAUAAAAUCAAUUUAAAGAUUCCAAUAAUAAAAAAUCAUUUUACUAGUAAUUAAUUUAAAUACAGAAAAUUAAGAGAAAAAGAAUUAUAGAUGGGUAAAAUAAUAAAAAAAAGUAAUUGGUCAGGAAAGGAUGUAUUAAUAUUAAAUACAAAAAAUCUUGAAUAUUUCAAUCUCAUUUUUGUAUAAUUAAAUUAAAGAGAUGUUUUAAUAUGGAUGAAAGGAUUAAAAGGUAAAAUCCUUAAUUUAACUAAAUAUACUAAUAUCAUUAUUACAAGUACAACAAGUAGAGUCUUUUUUGAUUUAAUAAUAUUCAUAAAUUUUACAUUCCUUUCACUUUGGAAUAUUGCUAAUUCUAAUACUAUCCAUUAGAUUGAAAAUGUUUCAACAGUUAUACUUUCAAUUGAAUUAUUAUUAAGAAUUACUUCAAUAAAAAUAAAAGAUUUUACUAGCAAUGCAAAUUAUAUGUUUUAAGCAGCAAUAGUAAUUAUAAAUAUAAUUGAAUUUACUAUGAAAGAUUUAUUAAAUGAUUUUGAUGAAUAAAAUUUAAGAUUAAUAAGAGGAACAAAAUGUUUAUUAUUUUAUAGAUGUUUAAAAUAUAAUGCUAUGGCUGUUAGAAUUGGACAUAUAGCAUCUAUGACAUUUAAAUAAUAUAUUUAUUUAACAUUUCUUAUGUUUUUGGUUAUUUUUAUGUAUGCAUUAGUUGGUAUGGAAAUGUUUGCAGGAGAAUUUGAUUAAACUGAUACAUUAGGUUAAUUACAUUCAUAUGAUAAUAUAUUCAAAGCAUUUAUGACUAUUUUUAAUAUUAUGACUAAUGAUGAUUGGUAUGGAGUUUAUGUUAUGGGAGGUUAAUUAAAUUAUACAUUUGCAGUAAUUUAUUCAUAUUCUAUGGUCAUUAUAUUAAAUUAUUUAACAUAUGGUUUAUUUAUGGCUGUUUUAUUGGAUGGAUUUGGAAAAUAUUUGAAUUAAUCAAAUGAAAAUGCACCUUUAUUUAAUAAUGAAUAACAUGCUGAAAUAACAUAGAAUUCAAAUGAAGAAUUAGAAAAACAAGUAUAAUAAACUAUUCUAAGUCCAAUAGGAUCUUAAACUCAUAUUAUUUUGGAAAAUAAUUAAACAAAAUCUAAAGUUGAUUUGAUUACCAAUUUUUUCAAAUCUAUCAGUAAUAUUUAUAAUUAAUUAGUUAGAAUAAUUGAAUAAAGAAUUAUUGAAUAGAACCCCUAAAUUAUAUACUGGAAUUGAAUGUUAAAGUUCUCUAUAUAUAUUUGAUAAAGAAAAUAUUAUAAGAAUAAUUUGUACUAAAAUUGCCACAGCAAAUAUUUAUAUAUAUUUUAUGGAUUUAAUAUUGUAUGCUUCACUUAUAACUUUUAUAAUGAAUACCUAUUAUGAUUAUGAAGAAAGUUCAAAUAAUAUAUGCGAUAUUAUUUAAUUAAUAAUAAAUAUAUAGAUGUCAAUUGAUAUUUUAAUAAAUGUAAUAGCUAAGGGAUUAUUUUUGGAUAAAGGAUCAUAUUUUAUUUCAGUAUGGCAAAUUUUGGAUAUUAUUUAUAUGAUAUCUCAUUUUAUAACAUUUGGUACUACAGAAUAUGCACAAAUUUUAGAUUUCUUUUUAUAUUUUGGAUAUCUAAGACCUAUGAAAUUAUUAUUUCGUAUUAGUUGGUUGACAUAACUAAGAAUAGCACUUGGAUAUUCUUUAGUAGAUAUCACAAAUGUAUUAAUUACUAUGUUGUCUGUUUGGAUUAUGUUUGGAGUUUAUGGUAUAAUACUUUAUGAAGGUUCAUUUGGUUUCUGUGAUGAUAAAAUGAAUUUUGAGAUUAGUUAUGAUUAAUGUAUAAAAGAGAAUAGACAUUGGAUUAAUUAUAAGCAUAAUUUUGAUAAUAUUACAGUUGCUAUUCCAACUCUAUUUGUUACAUCAACAUUAGAUGGAUGGGGUGAAAUUUAUUAAGUAGCAGAAAAUAGUUAAUUACCUAGUAUAGGACCAUAACCAUUCAAUAGUUAUAUAUAUACUUACUUUUUCUUUAUCAUUUUUGUAUUUAUAGGAUCAAUGUUCUUUUUAAGUUUAUUUACAGGAGUUUUGUAUUCAAAUUUGAAAUAGAAUCAAUAGAAGAUAGAAAUGACAGAUAUUACUCAAUCUUAAAAAGAAUUUCAAGAAAUUUCAUCCAUAAUUAUUAAGGAUUUUCCAAUAUUUAGUUCACCUCCUACAAAUGGUAUUAGAAAAUUAGCAUCAGAUAUAACUAAUAAUUCUUACCUUUUGAUUUUCAUGUAUCUCUUACUUAUAUUAGAUCUAAUAAUUCUAUUAUUAUUUGAAUCAGAUAUGAGUGAAAAUUACUUUAGAGCAGUGAAUAAUGUACAUAAUGCUUUGACUAUAAUUUAUGCUAUUUGGAUUAUAUUAUUAUUUUUGGCUUUGGGAAUAGGGAGAUUUUUCGAUAACUAUUGGAGAAGAUUUUAUUUCUUUUUGAUUCUCGUGUCAAUAAUUGACUUUAUAGCUGAUUAUUCAAUUGAUUGGAUAAUGAUCUAUUAUAGAUCAAAUCCUUAUGAUAAAGCUUAUUAAAUAUUAAGGAUUUUCUUCUCUCUUAGAAGUUUAAGAGUAAUACUUAUAUUCCAAGGAUUAAUAAAUUUAUAAAGAUUAAUGAGAGUAAUGGUCUUUGCAUUACCAUUUUUAGGUAAAAUAUUUACAAUAUUAAUGAUUGCUAUGCUUAUUUUUGCUUUGAUUGGUUGUUAAUUAUAUGGUUAAAUAGAUAGUGGAGCAGUGAUGGAUGAUUAAAUUAAUUUCUAGAAUGUUGCUUAAGCAUUAUUAGCUUUAUUCAAAUGUGCUUCAGGUGAUGAUUGGAGAACAAUAAUGACAGAUACUAUGUAACAUAAUCCUCUUUGUCUCGAUGAUCCAAAAUAUUGUGGAAGUGUACACAAUUAAUAUUUCUUUUUUCUUUUUAUGCUUUUGUCUAAUUAUGUAUUACUUAAUCUUUUUGUACUUGGAUUAAUUGAAUAAUUUGAAUAAUUCUUUUAAUUAUAAAAUUCCUUAAUUUAAACUUAUGUUGAAAAUAUAGAUAAAAUUAAAACAGUAUGGUGUAAAUACUCCUCUGAUACUUAAGGAUAAGCUAUGAAUUAUAAGUUUUUAUGUAAAUUUCUUUUGGAUAUUGGUAAACCUUUAGGAGGAGGGAAGGAAGAGAAUUUAUGGGAUGUAGCCAAAUUAGCUUCAAGUUUCAAAUUAUAAUGGUAAUUUUACUUUUAUUAAUAAUAGUGAUCAUUAUGGUUUUAUCUAAUAUAAUCAAUUAAUAUAUGAAUUAUUUAGAAGACGUUUUGUUAAUGAAGUUUUUAAAGAAGGGUCUGAGAAUUCUAUUAUCAAAAUUAAAUAAUUCAAUAAAGAAAUGCAAUUAAGACUAAUGUAUUAUAGAAAAAAUAGAUUAUUGGAGAGAUCAAACAUAAGUCCAAAUAAAUAACUUAGAGCUAAUUUUAAUAUUUUACAUGAUUAUUUAACUGUUUUGAUAUUAUUCAAAACUUGGGAGUCCUAUUCAAAAUUAAUCUUUUAAAAGAUUUGUAGAUAAGGGAACUUUUCAGACAGUGAUGAAAUUUCAAUUUAAAAUGAUAAAAAGAACAAACAAAAGUAUUUAUUUUUAGUUAUAAAUUUAGUUUUAAUAAUUUUGAAUUUGAUGAUGACUUUUCUGAAUCUGAUAAUAUGACACAAUAAUAGAUGAAUAAUUAAAUAUCCUAAUAAUUUAACAAUUCAUUAAAUCAAAAUUUGAUUAUGCAAAAUAGCAAUAGUAUCUAAAGUGGUUCAAAGAAUCAUAUAAUUGGAAGUCUCAAAAAUACAAGUUCAAGAAGAGUUUAAAGUUUUAGAAUUAAAAAGAAGGGAAAUCAAAAAAUCAAUAUUAAUUCAUUAGAGCCUCAAAGUAAUCAAGAACUUAAACAUUAUAAUACACUAAAAAGUCAAUAAUAGAUUGAUUAAGAGGAAAAAUUACCUUAUUAUAAAAAUCAAUUUGAUUUAUCUUUAUAAAGUGACUAUAAAGAAGGUACAUUAUUAAAUGCCAAAAAAAAUUAUUGA